UUCCGUGAUGACUAUUACGUAGAGUUUGGUAAACAAAGUCAGGACAGAGUGUUGGGAACUAAAGACUUCGCCGCUCACUUGUAUGACUUACCGACCGGUAAAAUGGUUCACACCUAUCAGGACGAGAACCUAUCGAACCGUUACGUGAAAAAUAGGGCCACUUUUCAUCCGUCAGAUGAUCUCAUACUUAACGAUGGAGUUCUGUGGGACACUCGCAGUGCCACUCCUGUCCAUAAGUUUGACAAAUUUAAUGAACACAUUAAUGGAGUAUUUCAUCCGAACGGUCAAGAAAUCCUUUCCAACUCAGAAAUCUGGGACAUCAAGACAUUCCAUCUGUUGAAGACAGUGCCAGCCCUGGAUCAGUGUCGCAUCAAAUUCAAUAAUAUAGGAGAUGUCAUAUACGGAGCCGUCUUCGAAGAGGAGAACUCUGAAGAAGAGGACCAAUCGAAGAGUCCUUACGGCUCGUCGUNAAACCUCAUUCCCACAUAA
Messenger RNA from Oppiella nova, 489 nucleotides. NCBI's taxonomy places the organism in Eukaryota, Metazoa, Arthropoda, Arachnida, Sarcoptiformes, Oppiidae. The record is from the annotation of a GenBank genome assembly.